This is a messenger RNA of Annulohypoxylon maeteangense, 1397 nucleotides long. RefSeq names its product adenine nucleotide alpha hydrolases-like protein. Gene Ontology annotation, cellular component: cytosolic tRNA wobble base thiouridylase complex; mitochondrion. The transcript has a single exon. Bases 137 to 1354 code for a protein of 405 amino acids. The record is from RefSeq and is a predicted model, not a curated record. Gene Ontology annotation, biological process: tRNA wobble position uridine thiolation. Gene Ontology annotation, molecular function: tRNA binding. NCBI's taxonomy places the organism in Eukaryota, Fungi, Ascomycota, Sordariomycetes, Xylariales, Hypoxylaceae.
AGUUGAGUCAACACCAGCAGAACCUUGAUUUCUUAAUAUUCAUUUGUAUAAUCUUCUUGUAUCUGACUUAUUUUAUAUUCCUUCAUUCAUUUCCGACAUUUCUUCAUAACUUCUCUCAAAGACAGGAAUUUUGAAAAUGCCACCAGCACUCUGUGCUCUCUGCAAGACAGAGAGAGCGCUAAUCAAGAGACCCAAGAACUACCAAAAACUGUGCAAGGGUUGUUUUAUUCAGAUAUUUGAAGAUGAAGUGCAUCACACUAUUACCUCGUCGCAAUUAUUCUUUCCAGGAGAAAAAGUAGCGAUUGGAGCGUCAGGCGGCAAAGAUUCUACCGUUUUAGCCUCGGUUCUUAAGACUCUUAACGAAAGACAUAACUAUGGGGUUGACUUAGUGCUCCUAAGUAUCGAUGAGGGUAUCAAGGGUUACAGGGAUGAUUCACUGGAGACAGUCAAACGCAAUGCAGUCCAGUAUGACAUGCCCCUUAAGAUAGUAGGAUAUGGUGAACUCUACGGCUGGACAAUGGACCAGGUCGUCGAAACCAUCGGCAAAAAAGGGAAUUGCACUUACUGUGGCGUCUUCCGGCGACAGGCCCUAGACCGGGGCGCAAAGAUGCUGGGGAUUAAGCAUGUUGUCACUGGCCAUAAUGCUGACGAUGUCGCCGAAACUGUUUUAAUGAACCUACUUCGAGGAGACCUACCACGCUUGUCAAGAAGCACAAGCAUCGUUACCGGAAAUGAUGCUAGUGAAGUCAAGAGGAGCAAGCCACUUAAGUACUCAUAUGAGAAGGAAAUCGUACUAUAUGCACAUCACAAAAAACUCGACUACUUCAGCACCGAAUGCAUAUAUAGUCCAGAGGCCUUUAGGGGAAGUGCUAGAAGUUUAAUCAAAAAUUUAGAGAGGGUCCGUCCUAGUGCCAUAUUAGACGUUGUUCGGAGUGGCGAGGAUAUGGCGAGACUGGUCCCUGGAGCUACACCAAGUUCCUGCAGUUGUGACGAGAAGACUACGUCCCAUCGGGCUCCCACCGAUGAAGACAAUAUAGGAGGUUGUGGCUCAGCAAACGGACGAACCAACGGUGGCGAGAUGGCAGCUAUGGAGAGGCAACUUAGAGAAACCGAAGCCGCCGAGGCAGCGGGACUCGAAACUGAAAUUACAACUACGAAGGUUAAAAGCCAACAACAUGAGAAACAAAACUCGAAUAAUGGUCAACUUAAGACGGCGGGAACCACUGUCCCCAUAAGGCUAAAACAAAAGCUAGGGACAUGUGAGAAGUGUGGCUAUAUGUCGAGCCAAAAGUUAUGCCAAGCUUGCAUGCUUCUUGAGGGCUUAAAUAAAAAUCGACCGGAAAUCACGAUAUAGACUUGGGACGGAUAAGGCGUUUCGGCAUAUUUAGAUUUGUUGC